AUGCUCUCAUCAACACGUUUCCAAGCCAGAGCCCUUCGGCAAGUCAUCUCGAAGCAGCCAUCUCACUCAAUUAGCACUUCUGCCGCCAAAUCACGCCUCAUUACUCCCUCAACACAACUAACUGCCAAGUCUCUGACAACCUUCAACUCUUCUACGCCUCGCUCGGCAUCUUUUGCUACCAGUGCCGAAGCAACUGCGGAGCCAGUGAACACAAACUUUGCUGCGGUUGCAACAGGCGGAAUUCCCUACCCCGGCAUUCCCAAGAUUGAGGACCCGUAUAAGAAGCGCCAAUGGCAACUUGAACAUAUGGCGGGCGCCUUUCGUGUAUUUGCCCGUAUGGGAUUCACCGAAGGAGCAGCGGGACAUAUCAGUGUGAGAGAUCCCGUUGACCGUAAUACAUUUUGGAUUAACCCAAUGGGAGUUCACUUUGGUAUGCUCAAAGCAAGUGACAUGGUUCACAUCAACGAAUAUGGCCAAGUUAUCGGCGGUAAUCGUGUAGCUGUCAAUGCAGCUGGUUUCACAAUCCACUCAGCUAUUCACAAAGCCAGACCCGAUGUUGACGCUGCAUGCCACGCGCACUCUAAAUACGGCAAGGCAUGGUCGACUUUCGGCAAGCCUCUCGACAUGAUCAGCCAAGACGCAUGCAUCUUUUACAAGGACCACAGCGUAUACUCCGACUUUGGGGGCGUUGUCUUUGAGGACGACGAGGGCGCUCGCAUAGCUCAAGCUCUGGGCCCCAAGAACCGAUCAGUUAUUCUCCAAAACCAUGGCUUGUUGACAGCUGGAGGAACUGUUGAUGAAGCAGCGUAUUUAUUCUCCCUCAUGGAGAGGACGUGUGAGGUUCAGCUCUUGGUUGAGAGUACCGGAUUGCCCAGGAACACUAUCAGCGAUGAGGCCGCCGAGUAUACGUAUCGAUAUAAUGCUGACCCGAAUACGUUAUAUACAGAGUUCCAGCCUGACUUCGAGUAUGAAGUUUGGAAAUCCAAUGGAGAGCUUCAGUCUGGGGUCAAUUAA
Messenger RNA from Fusarium pseudograminearum CS3096, 1014 nucleotides. RefSeq lists its product as uncharacterized. The coding region runs from base 1 to 1014 and encodes 337 amino acids. Gene Ontology annotation, molecular function: actin filament binding. The transcript has 3 exons. NCBI's taxonomy places the organism in Eukaryota, Fungi, Ascomycota, Sordariomycetes, Hypocreales, Nectriaceae. Gene Ontology annotation, cellular component: cytoskeleton. The record is from RefSeq and is a predicted model, not a curated record.